AAAAGAAAUAGAAUAAAAUCUGGUAGAGUAUCAUUUACUGGAAGAAGUUUCAUAACUAUAUAUAAAUAUAUAUUGCUAAUAGAGUAAUUUGAGGUGAAAGAAAGAUCUCGACAUGGGAAACAAGGUUGUUCUUAUGUUGAUUUCGUCCCUCUUAAUCAUCUCAUCCUCAAUGGUCUUUGCAGACGGGGACAAAUCGCCAUUUUUUCGAGGAGCAUUUGGAACCCAAUCGAAACUUCCACCGAAGAACACGGGUGCACCCGCACCGAUAACACCUGACAGCCCGUCUACUGAAAAAACGUCUACCACCGAUAAUACAUGGUUUGCAAGUAUGCAAGAAUAUAUGAGCAGUAUGCAAGAAUAUAUGAACAGGAUGCAAGAAUAUAAUAACGUGAUGCAAGCGAAUCAAGAAUAUAUGAACAGGAUGCAAGCAAAUCAAGAAUACAUUAACAGGAUGCAAGAAUAUAUGAACAGGAUGCAAGCAAAUCAAGAAUAUAUGAACCGGAUGCAAGCAAAUCAAGGAUAUAUGAUGAACAGGAUGCAAGAAUAUAAUAACAUGAUGCAAGCAAAUCAAGAAUUUAUGAGCAGGAUGCAAGAAUAUAAGAGCAGGAUGCAAGCAAAUCAAGAAUAUAUGAACAGGAUGCAAGCAAGUAUGACCAGGGUAACAGUGGAAGAACCACCAGUAUCUCCAGCUCCUAGUACACCAGAAGAUGAGACUGUACCAGACAUUGAACAACCACCACCACCGCCAUUCACCUAGGAUAAAGCGCAUAGACAGUGUUUAGUUACCUGUAGUAUAGGGACUGAUAUAUCAGUCUCAAAUAGAGACUGAACAUGUUUCUUAAUUUAUGUUUCCACGUGUAUCUGUAUCUAUAUGCAGUGUUGGAUUAUUCAGGUUUGUUUACGGGGUCACGGGUCGGUACGUUAUCGGGUCAUAUGUCAAAUGGUUAAGUAGCUAACGAAGUAGUUGGUUAGCGGGUCAUAUAUUUGGAUCAGUACGUUGCUUUCUACACAAGUUGCAUAAUAUGGAAGUGGUCAGAUUUGACCGAGUUUAUUGCGAACGCAGCGGAAUUGAGAAUAAGUAAACUCCAGUAGUUUCUAAUUUGCUGAAA
Helianthus annuus (common sunflower) is the source of this 1109-nucleotide messenger RNA. RefSeq names its product YLP motif-containing protein 1. The transcript is spliced from 2 exons. Bases 113 to 757 code for a protein of 214 amino acids. The record is from RefSeq and is a predicted model, not a curated record. NCBI's taxonomy places the organism in Eukaryota, Viridiplantae, Streptophyta, Magnoliopsida, Asterales, Asteraceae.